Molecule: messenger RNA, 746 nt
Organism: Laetiporus sulphureus 93-53
Lineage: Eukaryota; Fungi; Basidiomycota; Agaricomycetes; Polyporales; Laetiporaceae
Exons: 4
Coding region: 113-592 (159 amino acids)
Source: RefSeq, a predicted model, not a curated record
CCUGAAUCCUAUAAAGUGCGUUGUUGCGACCAGGUUUCUCAACGUCGCCUUCUUGAUCAUAACUACCAACGCGCUCUGAAAUAUUCACCGUCCUUCAGCCAAUCUACGCACAAUGGACUCUUACGGAAAUUCUCAGGGUCGCAACAACGCUCAGUCAUGGGACAAUGACCCUAACAACUUCGGCUCUACCAACUCUGGUGGAGGCUUCCAGGGCCAGGACAGUCAGGGGCUCGACAACCAAUUCGGCAGCGGCCAGCAGGGCCAGGGCUUCCAGGGCCAGGGUCAGCAGGACCAGAGCGGGAUACAAUACGGCGCUGGCCAAGGUGACAACUACGGCAGCUCUGGAAACCCGAGCGACAACACCAGCAGCAGCACAUACUCCACCGGUGGUAACUUUGGCGGUGCCAGUGGCCAAGGUCGCCAGGGAGGCCAGAGCGACAACUACGACGCUGACCAGAGCAACCAAGGCAGUCAGGGCGGCGGCAAGCCUUCCAUGACCCAGCGCAUGAUGGGUAACGUCGAGAAGGCUGCUGGCAAGGCGACUGGCAAUCAGGGGCUACAGGACAGUGGCGAGCGGAAGACCAACUGGUAGAUAAAAGAAUGUCUAGUCAUGAAGUUAUUAGCAACGUUGCCGUGUAUUAGUAUCCGCAGGCUUAUGUAGUGUGUUCUCGAGUAAACCCUUAUUGUCACUUGUAAACACCCCUCAGCCAACAACGAAAUAAUGUACACAUUGAGGACGUUACCGC